AUGGCAUUGGAGAUGGAGAUCAAAGAUUUAAUAGUGUUCAGUGAUUCCAAUCUGCUCGUGCAUCAAACGCUCAAAGAAUGGAUAACUCAAAAUUCAAAGAUUUUGCCAUGUCAUUGCAAUUUACUGGAUUUGACAAACAAAUUCAGAAGUUUGGAGUUCAAGCAUAUUCCACGUGCUCGAAAUAUUUUUGCUGAUGCUUUGGCCACUUUAUCUUCAAUGAUUCAACAUCUAGAUGAGUUGUACAGCGAUAUUAAGGAAUUUCUCAAAAUCGGGUCCUAUCCUCCAGGCGCUGAUACUACUGCUAAAAGCUUUUUGCGCAAAUUAUCAUCCAAGAUUUUCUUAAAUGGAGAGGUGAUAUACAAAAGGAUGUCAGACUUAGGCCUUCUAAGAUGCGUUGAUGAAGAUGAAGCAGAUUAUUUGAUGAAAGAAGUGCAUAGUGGUAUAUCUCGAUCACAUAUGAAUGGACAUUUAUUAGCAAAGAAGAUUAUGAGGGCAUGA
Molecule: messenger RNA, 498 nt
Organism: Coffea eugenioides
Lineage: Eukaryota; Viridiplantae; Streptophyta; Magnoliopsida; Gentianales; Rubiaceae
Exons: 2
Coding region: 1-498 (165 amino acids)
Molecular function (GO): nucleic acid binding; RNA-DNA hybrid ribonuclease activity
Source: RefSeq, a predicted model, not a curated record